CCUCUCACAUCGCCUUAGUAGUGUCAUUAGUAGUGUCUUGCUGAUCAAUGCAACUGCCAUCUAACUAACCCUACGGCAAGAUGUCAUCAGACGGAAAUCCAGCCAGCGGCGGCAAUGGCGUCUCCGGGCAAUCCCCGCAAGACUCGAUGCGCACGCCGGCGCAAACCCCGCAGGGAUCCAUGCGAACGCCGGAGCAGACCCCGCUAACUCCGCGGGAUUCUGGGCGAUCGAGCUCGCCUCAGCUGCACCUGACGCCUCGCGCGAGCGCCGGCAGUCCGUACAGCUCGCAGCAACCCACCUUCCGAUCCACUCCGUCCUUCCCCAGAAGCGACCUGGGCGGCUCCAUGGCUCAGCGUCGCAGGUUCCACCGCCGCAGGCAGGGUGCAUCGGGGCAGGCCGCAUCCGGGGGAGGUGUGCCUUCAGGCACGCCUGUCAGCACGCCAGGGCCGCCUGAGCCGUCAGAUAGCAUGGGAGGGAACUCGGAGCAGGACAGGAUGUCGUGGGAGCAGUACCAGCAGCAGCAGCAGCAUCGGCAGCCGCAGAGGGGUAGAGGAGGAGCAGCAGCUGCAACAGCAGCAGGGGCAGCAGGGGCAGGGGGAGCAGGGAGAGCAGGGGCAGGGGAGAUGCGCUUGGGGGAGAGGCGGAGGCGAUGGGGGAGGAGGGGGAGGAGGAGCUGGAGGGAACGUACGUGUGGGGCACGGGGGUGAGCGUGCAGGACGUGUCGAGCAAGUUCGCGUCGUUCGUGCAGCACUUUAGAGAGGCAGACGAUGCUAUCCACGCCAAGUACUCGCAGCAGCUGGACGAGCUAGUAGAGAUGGAAGGAGAUACAUUCCCUGUGGACUGUGCUGACGUGUACGCGUUCUCUGCUGAGCUGUACCGCAUGCUUGUGCGCUACCCAUUGGAGGUCAUCCCGAUCUUCGACAUCAAGAUUGCUGAGCUGGCGGCCGACCGCAUGCCCAUGUGGGACAAACACAUCCAGGUGCGCACGUUCAACCUGCGUGACACGGUGCACAUGCGCGAUCUCAACCCCUCAGACAUCGAUGCUCUGGUGGCCGUGCGGGGCAUGGUGAUCCGCACGUCGUCCAUCAUCCCAGACAUCAAGGCGGCCUGCUUCAAGUGUCUGGUGUGCGGCCACUCGCCCGACCUCGUGCUUGUAGACAGGGGAGUGAUAGAGGAACCCAGGAGGUGUCCCUGGCCAGAGUGCGGGGCGCUGAACAGCAUGACCCUGGUGCACAACCGGAGCCGGUUCAUCAACAAGCAGAUGCUGCGCCUGCAGGAGACACCUGAAGACAUGCCUGAAGGGGAGACCCCGCACACGGUGUCUGUGUUCCUGUUUGACUCGCUGGUGGAUACUGCCAAGCCGGGAGAUAGAGUGGAGGUCACGGGUGUCUUCCGCGCUGUGCCUGUGCGAGUCAACUCCAAUCAGCGCAACCUGCGCUCGCUGUACCGGACCUACCUGGACUGCAUUCACAUCCGCAAGGAAGAGGGGGGCCGCACGCGCACCAAGGGAGCAGCGCAGCAGUCGCAGCCGCAACCGCUGGCGGCCUCUGCUGCGGGUGAUGCGGAUGACGCCAACCCCGAUGCUGCGUACUUCUCUCCGCAGCAGGUGGAGGCAUUUAGGGAGUUAUCCCGGCAGCCGGACAUAUACGAGAAGCUGGCUCGCUCCCUAGCGCCAUCCAUCUAUGAGCUGGAUGACAUCAAGAAGGGGCUGCUGUGCCAG
This is a messenger RNA of Closterium sp. NIES-67, 1720 nucleotides long. Lineage: Eukaryota; Viridiplantae; Streptophyta; Zygnematophyceae; Desmidiales; Closteriaceae. The record is from the annotation of a GenBank genome assembly.